Pristis pectinata (smalltooth sawfish) is the source of this 1470-nucleotide messenger RNA. Its product is annotated as PC3-like endoprotease variant B. Gene Ontology annotation, biological process: peptide hormone processing. The coding region runs from base 1 to 1470 and encodes 489 amino acids. Gene Ontology annotation, cellular component: Golgi membrane; trans-Golgi network. Lineage: Eukaryota; Metazoa; Chordata; Chondrichthyes; Rhinopristiformes; Pristidae. The record is from RefSeq and is a predicted model, not a curated record. The transcript has 11 exons. Gene Ontology annotation, molecular function: serine-type endopeptidase activity.
AUGAGUUGUCACUUCAGCAAACAUACUAUUGUGUUCCACAGACAUGGUACUCAGUGUGCCGGUGAGGUUGCAAUGGAGGCCAACAAUUCCUUUUGUGGUGUGGGCAUCGCUUACAAUGCAAGGAUUGGGGGUAUUCGCUUGUUGAAUGGUUUUGUUACUGAUGCUAUGGAAGCUACAGCUUUCACCUACAACAAUGAUUACAUUGACAUCUACAACUGCUGCUGGGGGCCAACAGAUAAUGGCAAGACUCUAGGUGGACCAAAAAAACUAGGCCGUAAGGCCUUGAAGUUUGGAGCGAGAAAGGGGCGUAAAGGCAAGGGCAACAUUUUUGUCUGGGCAGCUGGCAAUGGUGGCUUCUUCAAUGAUCACUGUGGGGCUGAUGGAUUCGUCAACAGCAUCUAUACAAUUCCUAUUGGAGCAAUUACACAUGAAGGCCUUCCAGCCAACUAUGGAGAACCUUGCCCAGGUCUCAUGGCUGUAACAUUGACGGGUGCUGCCAGACAAAUUCUGAAUGACCUUCCGCUGGUGACAGUCACUAACAGCGCGAAGGGGUGUGAUUCACAUUUCCGAGGCACCUCCAGCGCUGCUCCAAUGGCCACAGGAGUCCUGGCAUUGGUUUUGGAAGCCAAUCCUGAUCUAAGCUGGAGAGAUGUACAACACCUGAUUGCAAAAACUGCAAAGAUACCCAACCCUUCCCUACCUGGCUGGCACAUCAAUGGUGGAGGUUACCAUGUCCACCACAGGUACGGGUUUGGACUCAUUGAUGCUGCCUUAAUGGUACAGCAAGCUCUUCUCUGGACCCCUGUAAAACCUCAGCGGAUGUGUUCAGAAGAAUUGCCACUCAAGCCUGUGAUAAUUGUUCCAGCUGGCAAUAGUGUGAAUCUCCAUAUCACAACGGACGCCUGUGAGGGCACAGCUAGAGCCAUCAAUACAUUGGAGCAUGUGCAGGCUGUUGUUAGCAUCACCAGCAUCUGCAGGGGUGACCUCAGUGUUGACCUGAUCUCUCCCUUUGGAACAAAGUCACAGCUUCUGGGGACGCGAAUGUUUGAUAUGUCUAGAGCUGGCUUGAGUAAAUGGACCCUUAUGUCAGUGCAUUCGUGGGGGGAGAAUCCAUACGGCACCUGGACACUGAAGGUAUCAGACAACAAAGAUACAGUUUUCGGCUGCCGUCGUCCUGACAAUGGAGCAAAAGGUGCAACGGUGCUACAAUUCAAACUUGUCUUUUGGGGAACAUAUGAAAGUGGCAAAGGGUCAACAACAAAUUGGACUUGGAAGAAAAGUCUCCAGAACAAUGCAGUAAAACAGUUGAUUAAAGACCAAUACAUCUUGGAGAAUAAAGCAAGAGUGGGUGUUAAUGACAUACCCCUGGUUUCCAAGCAUAAGGCGAAAAUGGUAGUGGAUAAUCCAGCUAACAGAAAAUGGUUAGCAGGAAAAGGAUCCAUGAACUCUAAGAUUCUCAAUGAAGAAUGA